AGCGCAUUCGAAUUAACUACUCCAGCAUAACUGCACAUCAUUCGCCUUCCUAUCUUUGACACUUUCAGAACGUCAUAUUAUGACCUACUAUGCAGGCUCUAAUUCAGGUGCUCCCAUGCCGCAGAGUCAAGUUAUCUCCGGAGUCCCCAAUCAAGCUAGUUUACCAGCUCAGAAUACAACGGCGUACUCGCAAGGGACGACUGUUGGCCAAGCACCUGUGGUCGUUCAAGCCAGCGUACUCACACAACCCGGGCCUCAGGGCAUGGCUGGAGGAUACAGUGCAACACAAGCACCUGUUGUCGUACAAAGUGGAGCCGGCAUCCCUGAUGGGUAUGGCACAAAUGCGUACCGCGGUCUGGGUAGCAGCACUGCCCAACCUAGUGUAAUGGUUGUUCAACCCCAGUCACAAGCUGCGGCCCCAUAUGCGGCAGGUUCUUCUGGGUAUGGUUAUGGUUCAAGUUAUGGAGGGGGUCUCGGAGGGGGUCAUGGAGGGUCUACAAUUGCUGGAGGAUCAAGUGGUUAUACGUCGGGUGCUGGUGGGUAUCCGGGUGUAGAGGCAAACCGAUCUUGGUCCAAUGCUGCAACCGUUGGUUCUGGCUCGGGAUCACAAGUAGUCGUGGAAAGACCGAGACGGAGACAUCAUCAUCAUCAUCAUCGGCAUCACUAUCCUCGCUCUCGCAGUUUGGACGGUUACGGGUCAAGGUAUCAUAGACAUUGUACUUCUCCCUAUUAUGACAGUGACUAUUGAUCGAAGCAUAAGCACAAGCUGCACUAGAAUAAGUACUGUAUAUCUUA
Somion occarium is the source of this 795-nucleotide messenger RNA. NCBI's taxonomy places the organism in Eukaryota, Fungi, Basidiomycota, Agaricomycetes, Polyporales, Cerrenaceae. The record is from the annotation of a GenBank genome assembly.